Tuber melanosporum (Perigord truffle) is the source of this 4001-nucleotide messenger RNA. RefSeq lists its product as uncharacterized. The transcript is spliced from 8 exons. Gene Ontology annotation, molecular function: DNA binding; DNA-binding transcription factor activity, RNA polymerase II-specific; zinc ion binding. The coding region runs from base 796 to 3270 and encodes 824 amino acids. The record is from RefSeq and is a predicted model, not a curated record. Gene Ontology annotation, biological process: DNA-templated transcription; regulation of DNA-templated transcription. Lineage: Eukaryota; Fungi; Ascomycota; Pezizomycetes; Pezizales; Tuberaceae.
GGCAUUCGGCCCCUCGUUCUCCCUUCACACCCACUCCAUUAAACUCGCACUCGCACGCCCUCUCCAUACCUUUAUUGCAUUAGUCAGAAAGUAGAGCUUUCUGUUUCGAUAUCCCCCGACCUUUCCCUCUAACUUUAAUCGUUAGACCUAGCAAGGGAUAGAUAACAAGCGAGAAAAAUACUAAAGCAGGACCAGGGAUCCCAAGGCUAGGAAGGACAAUCUGAAGAGAAGGGGAAAAAGCGAGCCAAAGAGAAAACACAGAGACCCAAACACACAGCUACCCCCCCCCCCCCACUAGGGCGAUAGAAAGCAGACAAACUGAGAGAGAGAAGAGAAAGAAAAGAGGGAAGGAGGAACAAACUCGCCACAAACCUAACGACCUUGCAUUAUUAAUAACAUUUAUCAAACUACAGUGCCCGCCCGCGUCUGCUCUGCUCUAAUCUUUUCUUCUUUCUCCCCUUGAGUCCGCCUUUUGACUCGUCUCCGUGCCGUCAAACCCCGCGCAAAGUUCUUCCUUCGCCGAUAUAUGUACACUAGCAUACGUAUUCUGCAGUAAUCAAACAUCUCUUGCCACAGCCCGAUCGGAGGGAGGGCAAAUCCACCAAACUGCCCAAACCUUGACACGAACGCUUUCAACAAGUGGCCAGUCAAGCUUCGACAGAGAUCGAAGAAAAGUGGGGAGGAAAAGGGGAAAUGGAACCCAGCGAUAUGAAAUCUCCGUCAUCCACACACUCGAAUCCGGCGCCACCAAUUUUUUUCGGUAAUGCCAAUGGUGGAACGACCAUACCGGCCACCAUGUUUAAUCCGGGACAAGCAUCACCCGACGAUGGAGCCGGCGAUCCGAAACGCAGGAGAAUAGCCAGGGCCUGCGAUAUGUGCCGCAAGAAGAAGAUUAAAUGUGACGGAAAGCUCCCGGCAUGUACCCAUUGCAUGAAUUACAAGACUGAAUGUGUCUUUACGCUUGUGGAGAAGAAAAGGAAUCCCCCGAAAGGCGCAAAAUAUAUCGAAGGUUUGGAAAAUCGACUCGGUCGAAUGGAGUCCCUCCUUAAGCUCUCCGGUUUGUUGCCUGAGGGAGAUGGCAAAACAGAUUUAGGAGAUUUAGAACGUCGUUUACAGGAUCAGGCACAGCAACCAGGUGGUGCUGGGUCGGUAAAGACGCCAUCUAAUAUUGGCAGAUCAUCGUCAGAGUCGAUGCGGGAAACUCCAAGUUCGUCAGCUUUGCAAUCUGCUGUGAAUUCGCCGGGACUGCAUAAGGAGGAAGAUGAGGUUGAAGCCUUGUCCGAUCAAAUGUGUUCUCUCGUUACAAACAACUGUGGCGAAACUAGGUUUAUUGGUUCAUCGUCUGGAUUUUCAAUAUUUUCACCCAAAGGAAUCCAGUGGGUCAAUGAGAAAACGGGUGACAAGAGCUUUCAACAUAUGGUCAUGGAAGCGACAUCCUCGGAAUCAAAAUGGGGGAUGUGGAAACCUGACAUCUUCGGUCCCUUGUUUGAACAACGUGGAACAAACCCACUUCCAUCACGAGAACUAGCUGCUAUCCUUGUACAGGAUUUCUUCCAAAACUUUAAUACAAUGUUCCCGCUCUUCCAUAGGCCGACAUUUGAACAUUUGUUUGAGAAGCAGUAUUCGGAUGACCCCCCGAACCACUCGGGUUGGUAUGGUGCCUUCAACAUGCUUCUCGCGAUCUCAUUCCGGUUACGGAUCACACAUGCGACAGAACCUGAUGCGGAGCAUUCCAUAUCGCACGUGCAAAAAUCGUGGCUUUACUUCCAGAAUGCCGCGACAGUUCUCACUGAAUUAUUGCUGAAAAAUACCGAUUUGCUAAGCAUCCAAGCAAUCCUAGGAAUGGCUUUGUACUUGCAGGGGACGGCCAACCCUCAGCCAUCAUAUUUUCUUAUUGCUGCUGCAGUCAGGAUAUCGAAUAGCAUUGGUAUGCAUAGGCGUGGUAAUUCCUUCGGCCUGAAUCAGGUUGAGGUUGAGCAGAGACGAAGAGUAUUCUGGAUUAUGUAUCUUUUGGACAAGGAUAUGGCACUCCGGUCCGGGCGUCCACCGUGCAUCAAUGAUGACGACAUUAGUGUUGAGCUUCCUGAUGAAGACCCCACAGACGGUGUUGGGAAUGUUCCACUAAGGGUUGGAAAGGGAAAGGUCAACUUAUUCAGGCUUAUGUCCUCUUUUGCUGUGAUUGAGAGCAAGGUUUACAUGCAAUUAUACUCUGCUAAAGCCGCCAAGCAGUCAGACGGGGAGUUACUGAAUACGAUUGGAGAUCUUGAUAAAGAGCUUGAAGAAUGGAAGGAAACAGUACCAGCAGAUUAUCGGCCGGAGAAUGAGAUUUCUAUGGACGACGGACCUUUGGUCCUGCAUCUCGUGAUGUUGCACUUUGCCUACUACAACUGUUUAACAACCAUUCACCGUAUGUCAAUACAUCACGGUUACUGGACCAGCAGACUAUCAAAUUACGCCAUCGCAGGAUUGAGCGCUAGGCCACUGAACCCUAGGGUAUUCUCGAGCGCGGCGCUCUGCGUGUCGGCAGCUAGGGCAUCAAUUCACCUGAUCAAGUACAUCAAUAAACAUGAUUAUCCAUGUAUAUGGUUGAUCAUGUACUAUCCAGUAUCUGCACUGGUGACGCUAUUCGCAAACGUCUUGCAGAAUCCUCAGGACCCACGCGCGCGCUCUGACCUUAGGCUUAUGAAUGUGGUAGUGGAGUUUCUGCAAACCGUGCAGAAAGAAGAUGAAAGUGAGAACGCGAAGCAGAAUACUUCAUCCAUACAGCGGAUGUUGGCUGUCUGCGGGGAGUUCCAUCGCAUAUCGCAGCUGGUCUUGGAUAAGGCGGAGAAGGAAUCCAUGACUCGGCGGAAACGAAAGAAUGACGAGUCAAAGCCGCCGAGCUCCGGUGCUCAGUACCCCGUGAGCUCGGCUAGGUCCGCCAGUUCGUCUGCGACAGCUGCGCCGAGCACUCCCCCCGCGAACGCCGCAUCGCCGCCCACCAGUAUUUUGAACCAGGAUAUGACCUCACAGCUGUAUGGCGAAUUCGGAACAACAUUCUCGCCUACCAACCCUAUGUCCUGGCUGAACGAUAUGGGUAACCCCAGCCCAGCCCAGAACUUCCCACUAUCACCAUCGCCCUCGCAUAACCCUUUGCCGCCGCUGAUAUCCUCCUCCUUUCAGCAACCCUUCGUACCACAGGACCUCUGGCAGAUGCCAAUGACCUUCGAGUGGGAUUGGGCAGAUGUCAGCAGCAUGGCAUGGACUGAACAAGGCCCUUCUGGGGUUUAGUUGAGGUUUUCAUAGCGUGUGGGGUUUUCGAUUCGAUCUGGAGUCUGGUCGGGAUAGGGCGGUCACUUUCUUUUCUUUUCUCUUUUUUCGCCUUUGUUAUAAUUGAUUGGGCAUUGGUGUUGGCGAGCGGCGAUCCUAUUGAAGUACCAAGUACAGCCCCGCCCGCAAUGCUCCCUUCCGGGCGCUGCGGGCCCUUGGAAAUGCUUCGCUAGCCCUCUCUUUCUAUUAUUCGGUAAGGAACGGAUUGUGGUAGAGGCUUACAGUGCCCCUAGAGGCAUAUCCGAAAACAGUUAUCUGGGGGGCUCCGGUUGUUAAUAAGUAUUGUUCUUGGGGUAUAGUGAAGGGUAUGAGAACUUUACGGACGCAGCUGCAUGCAUGUCUAACCAACCAACCAACUAGCUGACUUUUGCAUCUUUCUCUCUUUGUAUUUUUUUUUUUCCGGCAAGGAUCGUUGGCAGUCAGCACGGAUAAGGAUAUAGUCAUGGGAAAAAGGGAGGGUCUGGGUUUUUAUUUUCGUUAUUUGCAUACUUGCUUUCUUUUUGCUCUAUCGUUACAUUUCAGAUUGAUGUAUGGAUCCGGGUUUCUAGGCUAGCAACCAAAAAUAUUGCGGAGUUUGAAUUGGGAUUUUAUUGUUCCUCCCGUUUGCGUUUGGAGGAUUUAGUUUGGGGAGGAUGGAUUGAAGGAUGGAUUGGGGGUCAGCGGGGUAUAAUACUACAAUCAUCUCCACUCUA